Messenger RNA from Leptidea sinapis, 2870 nucleotides. It is a transcript of the gene bur, whose product is annotated as GMP synthase [glutamine-hydrolyzing]. Bases 138 to 2264 code for a protein of 708 amino acids. The transcript has 16 exons. Gene Ontology annotation, biological process: GMP biosynthetic process. Gene Ontology annotation, molecular function: GMP synthase activity; GMP synthase (glutamine-hydrolyzing) activity; ATP binding. The record is from RefSeq and is a predicted model, not a curated record. Gene Ontology annotation, cellular component: cytosol. Lineage: Eukaryota; Metazoa; Arthropoda; Insecta; Lepidoptera; Pieridae.
AUAACCACUCACAAUGUCGACUCAUCUGAGUGAACUACUGUUUGUAGCAUUUAAAUAACUGUAAUUAAUUGACAGAGGAUUCUGUAAAUUUGUGUUCACAAUGACUAUAAGUGAUAUGGAUUUUUGGUGUGUGUGGAAUGUUUGCUUUUAGAAAUCUCUGGAACAAGGUGGCAGGAGAAUGCUGCUGGCGGGUUGUUGAAAUGCACACAACAAGCGCUGACGGACAGUAUAGAGGCACUAAUGGAGCCACAGGUGGUCGAGACAAGGUAGCAAUAUUGGAUGCAGGCUCGCAAUAUGGGAAGGUAAUAGAUCGUCGUGUCCGCGAGCUAUGCGUUGAGUCCGAUAUACUUCCCCUCGACACGCCAGCCUACCAUCUGAAGGAGACUGGCUACAGAGCGAUCAUCAUCUCCGGGGGCCCGAAUUCGGUCUACGCGGAAGAUGCUCCAAGAUAUGAUGCCGAUAUAUUCAAAAUUGGACUACCAGUGCUAGGAAUAUGUUACGGAAUGCAGAUGUUAAACAAAGAGUUUGGUGGGUCGGUGCUGCGCAAAGAAGCAAGAGAGGAUGGACAGUAUGAAGUGGAAGUUGAGACGGCUUGUCCUUUGUUCAACCGCUUGGAGAAACUUCAGCCAGUGUUGCUAACACACGGAGACAGCGUACAGAAAGUUGGUGAACGAUUCCGUGUGGGAGCGCAGUCGUCCAAUCACCUCAUAGCAGCCAUCUACAACGAGCAGAUGCGUCUUUACGGAGUACAGUUCCACCCUGAGGUGGACCUAACGCCGAAGGGCAAGCAGAUGUUGUCCAACUUCUUGUUCGACAUCGCAGGCCUGACGCGUUCGUUCACGCUGCGCUCGCGCCGCGACGCCUGCGUGCAGUACAUCCGGGAUACGGUCGGCGACAACAAAGUACUGGUGCUGGUAAGCGGUGGCGUCGACUCCACCGUGUGUGCGGCGCUACUACGGACCGCGCUGCGAGAAGACCAGCUCAUAGCGCUGCACAUUGAUAACGGUUUUAUGCGUAAAAACGAAAGUGCGAAAGUGGAACGGUGUCUACGUGAGCUUGGUGUACGUCUACAUGUUGUUAAUGCUACACACCAGUUUAGACAGGGCAGCACAGUGGUGCGAGAGGCGGGCGGGCGCGUGCGACACACGGGCCUGCUGUGUCAGACCGCGGCGCCCGAGGACAAGCGACGGAUCAUCGGGGACGUGUUCAUGAGGGUCGCCGAGCAGGCCGUGCGAGACCUGGACCUGCAAGAGGACCAAGUACUACUUGGACAAGGCACCCUGCGACCGGACCUGAUCGAGUCCGCCUCGUCGCUGGUGUCGAGUAACGCGGCGACUAUAAAGACACAUCACAACGACACGGAACUGGUGCGGGUUCUGCGGCAGAGGGGGAGGGUUGUUGAGCCUUUAAAGGACUUUCAUAAGGACGAGGUGCGGGUGUUAGGUGCCGAGUUGGGAUUGCCGGCGCCAUUAGUUCAGCGGCAGCCGUUCCCCGGACCGGGUCUGGCCGUCAGAGUCAUAUGCCAGGACGAACCGUAUGCCGACAGAGACUUUGCCGAAACACAGGUGAUCGUGAAGAUCAUGGUGGAGUACGCGUCCAUGUGCGUCAAGUGCCACGCGCUCCUGGCCCGCGUCAGUAACGCGACCACGCCGCACGAGCAGACCGAACUGCGCCGCAUCUCGUCGUCUGCGCCCGUCGCCGCCACGCUGCUGCCGCUGCGCUCCGUAGGCGUGCAAGGUGACGGCAGAACGUAUAGCUACGCGGUGGCACUGUCCACAGAGAAGUACCCGCCAAAUUGGAGCGACAUGCAGUACCUGGCGAGGAUAAUCCCCAGGGUCUGCCACAAUGUCAAUAGGGUGUGUUACGCGUUUGGUGGCAUUAUCAAAGAGCAGAUAACAGACAUAACGCCCACAUUUUUAACGCAGAGCGUCAUUUCAACUAUUCGGCAAGCAGACGAUCUUGCUACACAGGUGCUCUCGUCCAGCGGGUGCGAGUCCCGCGUGGCCCAGAUGCCCGUGGUGCUGAUCCCGAUCCACUUCGACCGCGACGCGGCCGUGCGAGCGCCGUCGUGCCAGCGCUCGGUGGUGCUCCGCCCCUUCAUCACGUCCGACUUCAUGACCGGCGUCAGCGCUCUGCCCGGCACCGACUGCAUGCCGCAAGAGGUGGUCGACAGGAUGCGCAAGGAGCUCUCAAAUGUUCCAGGAAUUUCAAGAGUGCUGUAUGACCUGACUCCAAAGCCACCGGCCACAACAGAGUGGGAAUGAUUGUUAUGAUGCCUUCCUUCCUUUUUAUAUAUAUUUUUUUACUGGAAUGCACUCGGGCAGUGGUUUCUAACAUUUAGUUCUGUCAUGCCUUUGUAAUUGUAGCUAUGGAUAAUAUUAUGUCAUAUCAUUAUUAUGGUUGUACGGUUCUAUAACACCAUCCAAUUUACAUUUGUUAUGGUUAUACAUAUUUAAUGUUUCUCAGACAUUUUUGUAUUUAUUAAAAAUUUAAUUAUAACUUUAAACUUAGUUUUUAAAAGUUAAUAGUGUGAUAGUUACACAAAUAUUUUGGGAAGCUGAACAGAUAAUAGAAUAUGAAAUUAAGUUGGUAUCACAAUAUAUUAUGAAGAGCACACACUUUUGGUAAUUAUCCUAUUUGCAUCCAAUAAUCAAUAUUGGUGUUUGAAUCAGGACUGCUAUUUAUUUGACCAUGCUGUGGCUGUAUGGAAUCUUUCUUUGACAACUUACAAUUUAGUUUUCCUGACAUUAAAGUUAAUGUGGGUCGAUGUGACAAAAGGGAGAACUAGUAGAACCACCAAUGGGAGGCUCCUUUGCACAGGACGCCGGCUAGAUUAUGGGUACCACAAUGGCGCCUAUUUCUGCCGUGAA